Messenger RNA from Colletotrichum lupini, 624 nucleotides. RefSeq lists its product as uncharacterized. The transcript has 3 exons. The record is from RefSeq and is a predicted model, not a curated record. NCBI's taxonomy places the organism in Eukaryota, Fungi, Ascomycota, Sordariomycetes, Glomerellales, Glomerellaceae. Bases 1 to 624 code for a protein of 207 amino acids.
AUGAGGGCUCUCCACGAGCAACAUCAGCUCGGCAACCUGGACGAAGAAGCUCCUCCCUCGCGCGCUGACCGCUUCGGAUCUGGCCCAUGGCCACCUACAGCUACGCCGUUCACCCCAAUCACCCUGUUCGCUAACGAAGCGGGUAUUUCAGGUAAGGACGUUGAGCUUGGUUGGCACGCACUAUCCGGAGAACAAAAGGUAACGUGCCGUGCUUGUUCGGAGAUGCUACGAUGUGAGACUGGGGCUCAGCAUGAGACAGCUCUAGCCGAAUGGCCGGCAGCUUUUGCUCUUCCAUUUGCAGGAGAGCAUCAGCAACAAGGGAGGAACUUGGCAGGGCUUGCGAGCCGUGGAGAGAGGCUUCCUGGCGUGCCUGCGCGCCUGGGAAUGAUCACCGGGCUGAGCGUGUUUCGCGAUGAGCAAGAAAAUGACUGGCAGGAAGUGUUGAGACGGUGGGAAGCUCUACCUGAAGAGGAGAGACAUGCGUAUGAGGCGAGGGCUGCGACGGAUAACGCUGCUACGAGAGCUACUUUUGAUGAAGGGAGAGUAUCCCUCGUUGAUGCAUCUAUCCGCGAAACUUCAUUCCUGCCCAUUUGCCACAAGAAUGCGGCCACCAUCAAUGCAUAA